This is a messenger RNA of Darwinula stevensoni, 3033 nucleotides long. The record is from the annotation of a GenBank genome assembly. Lineage: Eukaryota; Metazoa; Arthropoda; Ostracoda; Podocopida; Darwinulidae.
AGGUUUCUGAUGAAGAUGUUUACAUGUUUAAAACUUUUAUAGACUUAUAAUCUGAAAUGAUACAUUGAUAAGUGGGUUAGUCAAGACAUAUUUUUUCCCUACUUGAUUAUGGAAGUGGCACAGGAGCCAAAUGAGCCAGAUCCAAAUGAUGUCUUUCGAGUUCUUGUGGCUACUGAUAAUCACCUGGGAUAUGCUGAGAAAGAUUCUGCCAAAGGAGAGGAUAGCUUCCAGACUUUUGAAGAAAUCCUGAAGCUGGCUGUGAACAAUGAAGUGGACUUUUUGCUUCUGGGUGGAGACUUAUUCCAUGAGAACAAACCCUCUCGAUAUGCAAGAAUGAAAUGUCUGGAACUUCUACGAAAAUACUGCAUGGGAAACAGGCCCAUCCACAUCCAGUUCAUGAGUGACCCUUCAAUGAACUUCACAUCUUCUUGGAAUCCAGUUGUGAAUUAUGAAGAUCCAAACCUCAACAUUUCUCUUCCUGUGUUCUCUAUUCAUGGGAACCAUGAUGACCCAGGAGGGAAGAACCAAUACAGUGCAAUGGAUGAACUCUCUGCUGCUGGUCUUGUCAAUUACUUUGGAAAGAUACUGGAUCUCACUGAAAUUGAGUUGACUCCAAUACUGCUGAGGAAAGGGAAGUCUCUCCUAGGAAUAUAUGGCCUCAGUGCUGUCAAGGAUGAGCGUCUCUUCCGACUCUUUCGGGAGGGAAAGGUGCAAUUCAAGCGACCACGCUUGAAGACAGAUGAAUGGUUCAACAUCCUUGUUCUUCAUCAGAAUAGAGCAAAGCAUGGGCCUAAGAAUUAUCUGCCUGAAACAUUCCUCCCUGGUUUUCUUGACCUGGUCAUUUGGGGACAUGAACACGAGUGCAUCCCACAGCCAACAUUCACAGCUAAUAAAACAUUCAUAUUGCAACCAGGUAGCUCAGUGGUGACCUCACUCUGUGAAGGGGAAGCCAGGCCCAAGCAUAUCAAUCUACUCCAAAUUCAUGCCAGACGGUUCAAAUGUGACCAGAUCCCACUUGAAACAGUGAGACCUUUCAUCAUGGAGGAUUUCAUAUUGUCAGAGUGUGAUGAGCUUCAAGAUGUGGCAGAAAACAUUGAAGAAAUGGUUGAGAUGAAAGUGGAGGAGAAAAUUCAUGAAAUGAUUGAGAAGUCUCAAGAACUACUUACUAGAAAUGAGCGUCAACCAAAGGUGCCAUUGAUACGACUCCGGGUGACAUAUGAUAAUCAUUUCCAACCCUUCCAUACCAUUCGAUUUGGCCAGAGAUACCAAGGAAAGGUUGCCAAUCCAGAGGACAUGAUCAUUUUUAAGAAACAUAUCAAGAACCAGCCAAAGGAAGACCUGGACUUUGAGGCUAUGGAUGAACUCUUUGACAUGGAUCCAGAGGAGUUAAGCAAUGUGCGUGUGGAGAACAUGGUGGAAGUAUAUUUUGCUGAGAAUGAAGACCCAAAGAACAAGCUCCAUCUUCUCACUGAAAGGGGAAUGUCAGAAGCUGUUCUUCGUUUUGUCGAGAAAGAUGACAGGGAUGCCAUUACUGUCCUCACUAAACAUCAGCUGAAGAAAACCCUGGACUUUCUGGCAAAAGAAAACAAGAAUGAAGGUGAAGUGGAAGAAGACAUACUUUGCUAUCGGCAGGCAAGAGCCUCCAGCAAACAGGAUGUUGAUGAAGUGAGGACAACCUUAGAUGACAAGUCCCGUCAGCCUGCCCACAGAGAUCAAUCAGUGGAAAGUGAGGGAGAAGGGAAUGACAUUCAAUCAGAUGACGAGGUUGAAGUGGAGGAAAGCCCUCCAGCACGAGGGCGAGGCAGAGGAAGGGGCAGGGGACGUGCCAAAGCUAGUUAUGCUUCCCCCAGCAAGAACUCAUCCCGAGGGAGAGGGAUGAGGAGUGCACAGGCCAGGCAAACAGGAGCUGCUCAACUCAAUGUCUCCACUCGGCCAUCAACCAGUAGCCAGAGACAGAUGUCUUUGCAUGAUUCCUUUGCUGCCUCAUCACGCAGCAGGAAACAAGAGGCAGCCACCAAGAAACCAAAGGGGAUCCAUUACUUAGAUGAUGAUGAUGUAGCAUGCGGAAACACCCGAUCCCUUGACCAAUUGAAGGGGCUGUGGAACAGAUUGAAGGUCAAGGCUACUCAAGAUCGCGAUCAGCAGCGCAAAGAGGCGAAGAAGACGGGCGGAGGAGAGAAGCCACCUGAAAUGGAUGAGUUGAGCAAUUAUAUCAACGGAGUUGUGCUCCCUCCUCAUGCCAAAAGUCCGCUUCACAAUCCGUUUGAUUCGGACAGCGAAGGCAACCUCUGGAAGUUCGAACAGAGGUUAGCGCAGACAUCAAGAGAAAAUCUUGAUCCAGAACAAAGUCUGCCAAAGGCAAGAAAGAGAAAAGCUGAUUUCGAUGAUCAUCUGCUGGAAAUGGUCCAAAAGGAACAUUACAUCAAGAUGCGAAUCUUCCAAAUGAAAGAAUGGAAAUUAAAGCACGAGUGUGAACAGAUGGGGAUUGGGUUACCUCCACAGUUGACGGAAAGAGUGACGUAUUUUGACCUCGGCGUGGACGGUUGGGUGUGCGAGUGCGAAGGGGAGAGACGGAGAGCUGCGUUCGGAUUAGGAGCACUUUUGAGGGAGCGGAUGGAUUCGGAGGCUAAGGAUGCAGGUUUGGAGUUGGCAUGGGAAGAAGAGUUGGAGGGACUGGUGAAUUGCUACCGUGCAGAGAGGAAUUUGCAGGCGUGGACAGUUGGACCCUCGAGGCUUACUUGGCUCGCACACUCGACGGUGCACCAGCGACUCCGUCAGACCAACGUCCUCCAACGGUUCCCGCGACGGACUCCCAUCUUCGAUUCUGGAGACGGACGAGUGCAUCCCACUGUCAGUCGAACGACAGCCCUCGCCCGAUCGCCAACGCCCACAGGCGGGUCCAAAGACAAGUGGGACGGAGAACUAGUGCUGACGAGGUUACGUCAGCGCGGGAGGCUCUCCUCCCUUAAGUUCAUUGCAUCAUACGGAGCAGGUCUCGAGGAGGAUCUACACAAGUACAUAUACAAGGUGUGA